Messenger RNA from Debaryomyces tyrocola, 1227 nucleotides. The record is from the annotation of a GenBank genome assembly. NCBI's taxonomy places the organism in Eukaryota, Fungi, Ascomycota, Pichiomycetes, Serinales, Debaryomycetaceae.
AUGGUCCUAAGAAUUUUGCUUUCAUUGCUUCUUACAACGUCUGCUAAUUGUUAUCCAGUUGAUAACCCACAAGAUCCAUUCGCCGAUUUGGUUAAACCGUACACUCCAUCUGGAGGUAUUGGCACUGAUAAUGAGACGGUUCCGUAUUAUCACCCGUUGUCAGAUUUUGAUUAUCAGUCACUCCUUGUUGGUCUCAAUCAAGAGUAUAUCGAAUUGGAUCUUUUCAACUACGGGCUCGCUAAGUUUUCUGAUAAAGAUUUCGAAGACGCUGGUUUAAGUUCUGCAGAUCGUGAGAUGAUUCACUUUAUGUCUAUUCAGGAAGUAGGACACGCAGAAUUAGUCUCUAACAUGUUGGGAGAAGGGGCACCAACACGUUGCAAUUAUACUUACCCAUUUGAAACUGUUCCUGAAUUUAUUGCUUUCGCUCAAGAACUUACAAGGUUUGGAGAAUCCGGAGUCUAUGGGUUUAUGAGUCAUUUAGAUUCUAGAGGAGUUGCAUCAUUAUUGUUGCAGUCAAUCACUGUUGAAGCACGUCAGCAAAUGAUUUUCAGCCAAUUUCAAGGAUUGAACCCAAUGCCUUUUGAUUUUAUUGUUGGUGUUCCACAAGCUUUUCUGUGGACAUUAUUGGCUCCGUAUAUCACUUCAUGCCCAGCUUCCAAUCCGAAAAUCGAAUUUUCUAAUUUUCCAGCUCUUAAAAUUUUAAAUGGUCCCGAUGCAUUAAGUAACUCUACCGGCGCUCGACCAGCAAUUUCUACUACUAAUAAUUCAUUAACUGAACCAGGCAGAAAAGUUGAGUUUUCCUGGGAGAAUCCAGGUCUACCAGUUGGGUGGAUUCCAGUAGAAAAUGCCAAAAACAUUAACUAUACCAAUGCUGGAGAUUAUAAUGGAAGUACUACUUCGGUUUUUAAUGGAAGUAGCAUUAUAAAUGAUGAAUCCGCUGGUGAAAGGCUUUACAGAACCAAUAGUCUUAGUACGGGUCCAGCGAAGUAUGCUGCAUGGAUUUCUCAACUCAACACUACAUAUACAGAACUUCACGAUGUAGAUCCUGGCAAUACUGCUUGGACUUUGCAGCCAAAUGCAACGGUGUUCCCACAAAGCAAUAAUACUAUUGUUAAUGGUACUGCUUUUGUUGUCUUGGUAGACGAAGCAAUUCCUGUAACUCCAUUCAACCUUACAAAAAUCAACGAGCAUGUCGUCGCUGGCCCCGCUCUUUAUCAAGCUAGUUGA